Crotalus tigris (Tiger rattlesnake) is the source of this 3945-nucleotide messenger RNA. It is a transcript of the gene NT5M, whose product is annotated as 5',3'-nucleotidase, mitochondrial. The coding region runs from base 1464 to 2171 and encodes 235 amino acids. Gene Ontology annotation, molecular function: 5'-nucleotidase activity. The transcript has 5 exons. NCBI's taxonomy places the organism in Eukaryota, Metazoa, Chordata, Lepidosauria, Squamata, Viperidae. The record is from RefSeq and is a predicted model, not a curated record. Gene Ontology annotation, biological process: pyrimidine deoxyribonucleotide catabolic process.
AGGAGGUUGGACUAGAAGACCUCCAAGGUCCCUUCCAACUAUUCUGCUAAUUCAGAUAGAAGAAAGGUAGGUAGGUAGAUAGGUAGGGAUAAAGGCUUUGCCUUAUUGUCUGUCUUUUAUAGGCAGCAGGAUUUAAUGUGACAAGGCUUCCAGUUCAUCAGUUUAUCUUCUCCGCCCAAGCUUGUACCAUUUAAAAAUAGAGGAGGGAGCCUCAACCAUCUGAUUCCUCCUUCACCCCAGCGGGAUUCCGGCACCCCAGCAGGUGUCCAUCCUAAGAGGUGCCAGGGAUCUGAAACCCGCCUAGGUGGGCGACCUCAGCCAGAAGAAUGGAAGGGAUCCAUCCUCCAGGAGAACCAUCAACAGAAGUCAGAAAAGACAGACAGGGUCCCGCCAUAUGUCCUAGUUUGCGCCUGGAGGCUCAGAUUACUGGACUUCCAUUGGCCUGGCAACCUCCUUGACCAGAGAGCACCAUUUGAAUUCAACUUAGGUCAGAAAUGCUUCUGGGGUCUUGAGGGAAGUAGCCUUUCAGGGUUAGAAUUCAGAGGUUUGCUGGUUGCAAUACCCUGAGAUAUUUUGCUCAAAGAAGUCUGGUGGAUUCCAUCGGUCCAAUUGGGUCCAUAAAUAGUCCUCCUUUGGUGACCGCAAUGGGGGCCACCAACUGGUCAUUAAGGGAAGCUCAAGUGAAACCGAGAGGGGGCUUAUGGUCUCCCUUAGGAAGAGAGUUGUAGUGCAGGAAAGCCAAUGCCUUGUAAUAAAAUCUGGGCAAAUCUGAGGAAGGGAGCUGCAAAAUUCUGCUUUUUCAUAAAAGGUGUAUAUUUCUAGGAAUGCUGCAGCCUUUCCAUAAGUUGGCUUAGUGGGAAGAGGGAAAACCAGACCCCUUCUGGCUUUAUUUCCUGGAAAGUCCACGCAGGACCCUGCCCCUUUCACCCUACCCGUGCCCCGCUUCGCCUUCCUCCCCAUCGUUAGCUCUGCGCCCGGGGAAGGCGCGGCGAGGGCGCGCGAGGCUCCCGGGUUGGCACGGAAAGCGGAGCCCGCGGCGACGGCCAGGAGAAGCGGAGCCCCGCCGGACCGGUUGCGGGGGAGAAGGGACCGGCUGAAUCGGAGCAGCUCCCCCGGCUCGCCCGGCGCUGGGACUCUUGGGCAUCGGCAAGCGACUUCGGCAGGCAGCUCUCUCGCUCGUUUGUUUUUCUUUCCUUCCCUUUCCUUGCCUCGGCCCCUCACUCUUUCUCUCCCUUCCUUCCUUCCUUCCUUCCUUCCUUCCUUCCCUUCCUCCCUCCCUCCAUUCCUUCCUUCCUUCCCCCUCCAGCCUCCAGCCCAUCCACGCGCGCCGAAUUCCGCAGUGACCGCCCGGCGCCUUCCUCCCGUGACCUUCGGAUCCUGCGGCAAAGGCGGGUGCGACCGGCUCUGCCCUGAAGGGGGUCUCGACCCCCCCCCUCUCCGCCCGGAGACGUCCCUGCCCGGCCAUGAUCCCCCGCUGGAGCAGCGGCCUCCUCCAGCGCCCGCAGCGGGUCCUGGGCGCCUGGGCGCCUCUGGUGGGCGCGGGCAGCGGCGGGGCGCAUUCCGGGCGCGCGGCUGCCCCUGCCCGGCCGCUGCGGGUGUUGGUGGACAUGGACGGGGUGCUGGCCGACUUCGAGGGGGGCUUCCUGAAGAAGUACCGCGCCCGCUAUCCGGACCUGCCCUACAUCGCGCUGGAGGAGCGCCGCGGCUUCUGGGUCUCGGAGCAGUACGGGAACCUCCAGCCGGGGCUGAGCGAAAAAGCUAUCAGUAUUUGGGAAUCCAAGAACUUUUUCAUGGAGCUCGACCCCCUUCCAGGGGCCGUGGAGGCUCUGAAGGAGAUGGCAGAAUUAGAAGCGACCGAAGUUUUCAUAUGCACAAGUCCCAUCAAGAAGUAUCGCUAUUGCCCAUAUGAAAAGCUUGCUUGGGUAGAGAAGCAUUUCGGACCCGAAUUUUUGGAGCACGUGAUUCUCACCCGGGAUAAGACGAUCGUCUCGGGACAUGUGCUGAUUGAUGACAGGCCUGAUAUCGUAGGAGCUGAACGCACCCCUGCCUGGGAGCAGGUGCUUUUCACUGCCUGCCACAACAGACACCUGCAGCUCCCGGCUUCUUGCCCCCGGUUGCACUCGUGGGCCGAUGACUGGAAGGCCAUCUUGGAAAGCAAACGGGGCUGCUGAAGCCAUGAAGGUUCUCAGCAAGGCCAGCCUAGAGCAGGCCUGGUUGCCUGAAGACUCUCUUCUUGAGUUGCUGGCGUAGAAGAAGACCUGUUGCUUUCCUUGGGUCUGGGCUGGCCUGUCAGAAGGAAGAGCUGUGGUCUCAAAUGGCAGCCAGUUUUGGUAGCUAAAGGAAGCCCUUGAGUUUUUACAGGAGCGGUGUUGGCCAAGUCUUCCAACUAUGUUGAGGGCCUUUCGUUGAGUAGAUCAACUCAGGAUGGUUUCCCAUUCCUGCUUAACUUUCUGUGAGGUCUUCUUCAUUCAAGGUAAUGGUCAUCCUCAUCUUUGGCCUCCAAUGGAUGGACAUUGACCUUCUGGAACUCAAAUGAUCCUUGUUGCAGUGGACGUGCAAGAAAUGUUCCUGAGUGCAAAGUUGAGGGAGAUGUUGGUGGCCUCCUGAUCUCAUGUGCCCAGCCACGAUCUCACAGGCAUCUGUGAGUUUGCUGCACUGAUUCACCUGAAGGAUCGCCUGAUUUCAGAGCUUUCUAAAACCCAGGGAGCAUUGGGGUCCAAAAAUCAAGAUGGAUCUGCAACGGGACAGUCAAAUCCAUGCAUAAUGUUGCACAUAAUACAGUCAAGCCUUCAAUUCCCUGUUGUAGCUUCCCUUGUGGGUGUGUCCAAGUGGACCCUAAUGUCUCACAAAAGUAAUAGAAGAGAUACACAACUAAAGCCCGUGUUUCCCAUUCUGGAGGUCUUUAGGCCUUUUUUCCUGGAGACCAUGCUGAUCUGGUCAUUCCAGGGAGUGUCUGAAUGUUUUCUGAGACUAAACAGGGUGUUGUUCCUAAGGAUUUAUUUGUGGUCAGUGUGGGAAGCAAUCUCAGAACUGGCCGAAGAGUCUGGACUAGGAGAAAAGAAAUCUUUCUGAAGUUCUACAGAACAUUGCAUCUUUGUGGGAUCCUUGGUGCUCUUUGAAUGGUGGUAGUUUUCUUGCAGACGUUUCAUUACCCAAACUAGGGAACAUCAUCAAUGUUAGAAGGGAGUGGGGGAAAUUUGUAGCACUGAUGAUGUUUCCUAGUUGGGUCAUGGAACAUCUGCAAGAAAAACACCAAGCUCAGAGAGCACCAAGGGCCGCACAGUUUAAUCCUGAGCUACAAAUAUUCUCUUCCAUCAGUAACUUCGCAUCUCUGAAAUGAGACACUUCGCACAACCCUAAUUUCUACCUGGAUGGAUUCUACUUGCCAUCUACUUGUGGCAAUAUAGAUCUGUUCAUACCUUCACGUAGAACCUCAUCUUCCCCAGAAGAUUCUAAUCCUGGCCUGCUGGUUUCUCCUCUGCACUAAGUUACAUCAGCUCAAAUCUCAAAGGACCCAGUCCGGAGGCAGGUUAUUCCAUCCACCUUUUAGUCUACAGUAAGUGGGUUGAGCAAGGUUGGCCCAACAUUUGCCGUUAUCCAGAUAGAUCUCCUUAGUGCUGGAGUGUGUAUGUGUGGGAGAAGCCCUUCCCAAUCCUUUAGAAAACUUCAAGUAGAGCCAUUUUUUUCACAGACUCAAACUGAUUAUCAUGCACUUGGUUUGGGACUUUCUGAAAUGUCCAAAUGACUCUGUAUGAAAUCUCACGUGACAAACCAGGAUGUGGUUUUAACGUAUGGAUAUUACAGGGACAAGCAGGAAGUAUGCCUCCUCUCCAACAUACCCCGAUGUACACACAAUAUUCCAUCUAUUUGUUUAACCUGAAUGUCUCCAGCUCUGCAUCUCUGCGUAUUUUUAGUGUGCAAAUACAACCAACAAUUUGUGCUUGA